Molecule: messenger RNA, 228 nt
Organism: Spirodela intermedia
Lineage: Eukaryota; Viridiplantae; Streptophyta; Magnoliopsida; Alismatales; Araceae
Source: the annotation of a GenBank genome assembly
AUGAACAAGACCUUGAAUGAGCAAGCCAAGAGCAUGAGUCAUGUUGGAUUGCCUAAGAUGUUUUGGGCAAAUGUAGUGAGCAUAGCAGCUCAUUUGAUAAAUAGAGGACCAUCUGUUCCUCUUGACCAUCAGUUCCUAAAAGAGUGUUGGACCAGAAAAAAGGUAAAUCUAUCCUAUUUGAGAAUUUUUGGAUGGCUUUCAUAUGUUCAUGUUGAUUAUGAAACAUAA